Messenger RNA from Anopheles aquasalis, 2412 nucleotides. RefSeq lists its product as uncharacterized. The record is from RefSeq and is a predicted model, not a curated record. Lineage: Eukaryota; Metazoa; Arthropoda; Insecta; Diptera; Culicidae. Gene Ontology annotation, molecular function: nucleic acid binding.
AUGGUUCCGGUGACGUUGCGGAACGGGACAAAUGAGAUGAGCGCUCUCACAUUCCUAGAUUGCGGCUCUUCGCUCACGCUAAUCGAUGAGGAAGCCGCUGAUCGGCUCGGUCUGGGAGGCUAUCACGAUCCGCUCACCAUGAAAUGGACACACGACAUCAGCCGGCAGGAAGAGGAGAGUCGCCGGGUGAAGGUGACGGUGCAGUGCACCGACGGCCAUCCAUACGUUCUGAAGGGCGUACGGACGGUGAAGACGCUGCAGCUGCCGGCCCAAGGUUUGGAUAUGGCCACGCUGCAAAAGUAUCCGCAUCUCCGGGACGUGCCGCUCACGGCGUACGAUCGGGCGCGACCAACGAUUCUCAUCGGGCUCGGACAUGGCCAUCUCCUCAUGGGCUUGGACCGACGGAUGGGUGCGCCGAACGAACCGAUGGCGGUUCGUACAAAGCUCGGCUGGGUUGUGUUCGGUACCGAACAGGUGAAAACCGGCAGUGAGGAUCACACGAUGGUACACGAAGAAGCAGAGAUGAACGAAAUGAUCGCGCGAUACUUCACGACGGAGGAUUUCGGCGUGAAAGCGGCGCCAGCGGUGGAGUCAGAGGAUGUGGCAACUGCCAAGAAAACCAUCGAGUCGACUCUGGUCAGGAGGGGUGACAGCUUUGAGGUGGGCCUUCUGUGGCGAAGCAACCGUGUGCGCUUCCCGGAUAGCUACCAGAAUGCGGUGCACCGACUCGAGGGGUUGGAAAGGAAGUUGGGAAAGCGACCGGACCUCCAGGCGUGGGCUCUCCGGACGUUUCAGGAGUACGUCGAAAAGGGUUACAUCCGGAAGCUGACGCCCUCCGAGCUGCUUCGCGAGGAUGUGUUUUACGUUCCCCACUUUAUCGUCGAAGGAAAGAAGCCCAGGAUCGUGUUCGAUGCGGCGGCGCAGGUGCGCGGAGUGUCGUUAAACUCGCAGCUGUUACCCGGGCCGGACAACCUGACGCCGUUGUUUGGAGUGCUGGUUCGCUGUCGAGAGCAGCGGAUAGCGGUCGCGGGGGACAUCCAAGAGAUGUUCCAUCGGGUGAAACUGCGUGAGAGCGACCAACACUUCCAGCGGGUCUUGUGGCGAGACUGCGAGCCGGGACGGGACCCGGACGUCUAUGUUGUGCAGGUGCUCACGUUUGGGGCGACCUGUUCACCAUCCUGCGCUCAGGCCGCGAAGAACAGGAACGCCGAGGAGCUUGCCGAUCGCUAUCCCCUGGCGAAGGAUGCGAUACAGCGCCAGCAUUAUGUCGACGAUUACAUCGACAGUUUCGCGAGUUUGGCGACGGCCACGGAAACGGUGGCACAAGUGAUACAGGCUCAUGAUGAAGGCGGGUUCCGCAUCCGAAACUUCAUCUCGAGCAGCAAGGAGCUUCUCGCGUGGAUUCCUGAGGACAGGCGGUCGUCUGGUGCGCAACUAAUGCUCGAGGAGAAGGCCGCGAGCUACGAGCGGAUCCUUGGGGUGUUUUGGGAUACCAGUACGGACAAAUUCGGGUUCUGGACAAACUAUCAGAAAGCGGAUCCAGCCACCAAGAGAGAAGCGCUCAGCUUCGUAAUGAGCUUAUACGAUCCGUUGGGCCUUGCCAGUCAUGUGACGAUUCAAGGCCGCGUCCUGAUGCGUGAGGUUCACGUAGCCACGGAAGAGUGGGACGAGCCCAUCCCGGAUCGUCUGUGUGCGAGGUGGGAGGCGUUUGUGCGGCAGCUAGAGGCACUAAAAGAUGAAGCAGUGGAGGUACAGCGAUUGGCGACGGUUAAUCCGCCAUUUGAGAAGCGGUUUUCGGUGGCCGAUUUCGACGAGGCUCGUCGUGCCAUGUACCGGAAAGCCCAGCAGGACGUGUAUGCUAAGGACAUCGCGGCAAUCCGCAGACAGGGCCACGUCGACAAAGGCAGCAGCGUGGCCAGCCUCAACCCGUUCCUGGACGACUACGGGGUGAUGCGCGUGCGAGGGAGGUUGGAGAACGCUACAGCGCUUGAUCGCGCCGCUCGGAUACCAGUAAUGCUUCCUCAGAAGCACAAGAUCACGGAGCUGUUGGUCAGAGACUACCACGAGCGCGGACCGCACCAGGGGGACAACGUGGUUGUCGGCAUGGUGCACGAGAGGUUCUGGGUCGUAAAUCUGCGCGCGCAUCGGCGUGGGAAGGUGCGCCACCUGUACAGCGACAACGGCACCAACUUCGUCGGCGCUGAGGCAGAGUUGCGGCGGCUGGUCGCCGACGUAAACACCAAGAUGGGCGCGAUGGUGGCCACUGAGAUGGAGAUGGAGAGGCAUUUCAACUCGCCAGCCGCGCCGCAUUUCGGGGGAGUCUGGGAGCGCCAGACCCAGACGGUAAAAAAGGCCCUACGACACGAUGCUAGAGGAAUGGUGCUUGCGGAAACCAAUGGGGGAUUUUUUUGA